Molecule: messenger RNA, 498 nt
Organism: Dicrocoelium dendriticum
Lineage: Eukaryota; Metazoa; Platyhelminthes; Trematoda; Plagiorchiida; Dicrocoeliidae
Source: the annotation of a GenBank genome assembly
AUGACUACGAACGCGACAUGGCUCACAUUCAAGAUGUUACGGGAAUACGUCAAGCAUGAAAAACUGUGGCACGGACAUUUCGUGGAUCGAGACGGAUCGGUGAAACCAGUAAAUUUGAUGGUGGUCAUUCAAUACGUCUUCAUGAACCUACCGUUAAUUGUCACAAUGGGAGUUGUGUUGGCGCUGGUGACCCUGUUUUUAUCCGUUUAUGCCAUGUUUCACUGCUGGCUUGUAUUGACAAAUCAAACAGGCUACGAAUACGCUGCUGCUAACCGGAAAUCACAAUCGAGCCGUUCGAGCAUGCCGCUUGCCCCAUCAACACAGCACGAUCAACUGACGAUGUCUUGGAGUUCAAGGGUUCUUGUAACCAGGCCGCAUCGACCUUACGAUCGAGGCAUGUUAGCUAACAUCUCCGACGCCUUUGGAUACCGCAUCGCUGCCUCUCUUCGAGAGAUCCAACGUCGUCUGCCACCUCAGCUUGAGUUUAAAACACGCUAG